UAAUUGGAUUAUAUUUGAAAUAAUAAUUUUACUUUUUGUACAAGGUAUCUCGUACUUUCAAGCUAUGUGUGAAAGAAAAAUACGCGAUAUAUUUUGUAUACAAAUAUUAUGCUAAAAGGAUCGUGAAAUAAAAUUCUGCGCGACAACGAACUUCUUGCGAAUUCCUAAUUAGAAGACGUUCGACCCUCAGAAUGAAGCCCACCAGAAACUGAUGACAUUAUCGAACCUGAAUAUGGAAAUGACGAGGCCUCCUGCCCACCUAACACCCACUCCAUUCCUCAUCAAAUUCUCCGAAACUGUCUAUCAAACAACAGUACCACAUACGAGUGCCUGCGGUGAGCGCGAAUCCGGUGCAAUCUCAGUCAACGAAGAGACGCCGUCUCGCGUAGAUCAACAGGUGCUCUUUCUCGUGCAGAACACGUUCACCAGCAUGGGAAUCGCAUACGCUUGUAGUGUGGUGGCUAUGCUUGCCGUAAUCCUACUAACAGUGGAGGCUGGUGACAUGAUGCGGAAGAGCAUUGUUUUCGACAAAAAUACUCCAGAUGUGUUCUACUGCCCGCAACAGAAACCGACUGGUUUCCAGAAGAUGAUCGUGAACGCGAAACCGUUGUCAAGGCUUUGCCAAUUCGAGGGGAAACCGAUCCCACCCGAUUACAAGAGCGACUGUUACAACGACGUGGACGAGACCGAAUACGCGUGCAAAGAGAAGUACAGAAUUAUGAAGCGAUUCAGAAACAAAGCAGAGGGAGAUGAGAACACCGUGGAUGACUACGUCGACAAAUAGAUGAGAAAUUGGUGCUGCACGAUCAAGCAAUGCGUGCAAUUUUGCAAAUGGGUCCCUCCACUAAUGCUCAAGCUUGCAACCUCCAGUCCUAUAAUUACAAAACAUUUUUCUUCCCCAAAUUCAAACGUCCAAUUAAAUAGUUUAUAGAUACGAUCAGUUUAAGAAGGAAACGUAGACUAACUAGUUAAAUUAUUCAUGUUAACAUUUAAAAUGUUAUCAUACCACGUGACAAUAUUAGAAUAUAUAUUUAUAGUGAAUUCACUUUCUUAUAUAAUUUUCUUUUUUAAUUUUCAUUGUAAGUGAUAUAAAGUAUUUAAUGCUUCAUCUUUUUCUAUUUUUUAUUGUAAGAUCCAAUCUUACCGGUGCUAUUUUGUUGUUUCCGUGCUUGGUGACCGGAAUUUGUAAUAUCUUUUACGUAAUAACAUUAAUAAAACUAACAAAGGAGUUGGGCAAAUUGAUCAUUAAUUCUUCAAAUGUAGCUUCGACGGCUGAUACUUUGAUAACCGAUUGCACACUAACUUUGCAUCAUCUUGUUUCGUUUGAUUCAUUUGUGCACGUCUAAAUUGUCAGAUGGAUAUUCUAUGAUAAAAUGUAAAUUGUAAUUGUGACAAAAAUUUGGAAUGUCUUUUAUAUCUUCUAUGUGACAAAAUUACGUUUAUCUGUACUUGUGAAAAUAUAACUUGUUAAUUAACUGAAA
Molecule: messenger RNA, 1481 nt
Organism: Bombus impatiens (common eastern bumble bee)
Lineage: Eukaryota; Metazoa; Arthropoda; Insecta; Hymenoptera; Apidae
Exons: 5
Coding region: 212-784 (190 amino acids)
Source: RefSeq, a predicted model, not a curated record